AUGGCGGACGUCAAGGCGCUGACGCCGUUCCUCCAGCGCGCGGACGAGAUGUCCCGCGCCGACCCCAAGGUGGCCUACUACUGCCGCAUGUACGCCGUGGAAGAGGGCAUGAGGGCGACGGAGCGUUCGUCGGAGCUCUCCAAGCUCCUCGGCGAGCUCCUGGCGCAGCUGGAGGCGACCAAGGCGGCCGCGCAGCUGGCGGAGACGCGGGAGGAGGACGAGCUGUACCUGGAAAACUUCGCGCUGAAGCUGUUCGCCAAGGCGGACAAGGCGGACCGCGCGGGUGCGCGAGACGCGAGAACCGCCAAGCUCUUCUACGUCUCCAGCGUCUUCAUCGAGAUCUUGAACCAGUUUGGUCCCGUCGAGCAGGACGUCGGGGAGAAGCAGAGGUACGCGGCGUGGCGAGGGGCGGAGCUCAGCGGAUGCGCGAGGGACGGACGGGUUCCACCGCCGCCCCCGGACGACACACGCGGCGGCGGCGGCGGCGGCGGCGCCAACGAGACCGAGUCGGAGGGAGCGAACGGGACUGAGUCACAGAGGGAGGAGACGACGGAUGGGGAUGGGGACGGGGACGAGACCGAUAAGGGCGAGCCGUCGGCGCCCGCGUGGCUUCCGCCCGCGCCGCAUCACCCGGUGUCACCGCCGUCCGCGCCGCCCAUGUCUCCGCCCACCGCGCGCGCCUUCGCGCACGCGCCGCCGACCGUCGUCGCGCGCACGGGAGCGCCGCCCCCGCCCAACCUCCCGCCGCCAAACUACAACACGGAUGACAUCUCGGUGGCGCGCAUGGCGGACGCGCAGAUGCACGCCAAGUUCGCGGUGUCCGCGCUGGCGCACGAGGACGUCCACACCGCCGUGGAUAACCUGAAAAAGGCGCUGGCGCUCCUGACGGACGAGUGA
Molecule: messenger RNA, 897 nt
Organism: Micromonas commoda
Lineage: Eukaryota; Viridiplantae; Chlorophyta; Mamiellophyceae; Mamiellales; Mamiellaceae
Exons: 1
Coding region: 1-897 (298 amino acids)
Biological process (GO): late endosome to vacuole transport via multivesicular body sorting pathway
Cellular component (GO): multivesicular body
Source: RefSeq, a predicted model, not a curated record